CAUGACAAAAUUGAAAAUAAAAUCUAUGGACAGGUACAAUGGGACUAUUAAUUCACCUCAUACUUUUAGGGGAACGGUCUCAAGCUUCUUUCAUACAGAAAAGAAAUGUGAAACAAUUACUGCAGAGGAGAAGAAGGCAUUAGUAAAGUCUAUCACAGAGUCACAUUUAAAAUUUACUCAUCCUGAAACAGAUUUUAGAUCAACUACUCAAUCCUGCUUCCUUCCUACUGAAAAUGAGGGGCUUGGAGAAGCCUUAAGAGAAGGUGAUAAGAUUCAUGCCAUUCAUAAUUUCCCUCGAGUCCUCCAGGAAAGAUAUAAGGGAUGAGACUAUACAGAAGAAAAGAAGCUGCAGGCUAAAAGAGUGGCUAAAGUCCCACAAAAGGAAUUAAUGGAGCAAGCCAAACUUAACAAAUUGAUGAAAGCUUAUGAGCAUCAGAGCCAUGCUUUGAAACAUCCCCAGUUGAUCAAGAAGAAAGGCUCAAGUGUUCCAAGAUUGAGGAGGAACAAAAUGAAAUUAAGUGAGCUAGCAAAGUUUCCUCUCAAUAAUGAGACAGUCAAGGAGCAAUUUGAUACUGAAUAUCUAAAGGAGAUUCUUGAAGAUGAGCAAGAAGCAGAGAAUACGAAAUUCAACUAUACUUUGAGCAAAUACUGACUUGACAAUCACUUCAAUAUUGGUCUCGAAAGAGGUUUGAAAAAGCAUAUUUUGAGGAACAACGGGUGCCCAACUAGAACUUCAUCAACAGCAAUCCACACCCCACAAAGAAAGUUAAGCCAAUCUGAGAAGUUGCUUAUCAGAGCUUUGAAGAAAUAAAUUAGCUAACCCAAUAGGAGCAGAUAAGGUCUUAAAGUACUUCAAAAUGAACUCAAAUGGUGAAAUCAAACCUAAGUCUGUUCAAAAGAGUAGAUUUAACCUAAUAAAUAAGAGACUUACUAAAUUAUAUGGGAGUUUGAAGAAGAACACAAUGAAGACACACUUCAAGAAUGGAGCGAAGGAUAAACUAUUUACUCAAAAUCCAUUAGCUAAGAAAAAGAAGAAGGAUGUAAAGCCUAAAAACCCUAAAUCAAGAACUAUCUAUGCCUCUGUUCCUAGGCUCAAUAUUGAUGAACUCUAUGAAGAUGAAGAUGAGGAGUACCUUCCUGAUUUUGAAAUAGAUUUUCAAGAAACUGAAUCCUUAAGAAAAUUCAUGAAAACAAGCAGUGUUAAAUUUGGAAAUAAUAAGUUAGCUAUUGGCCAGUUUAGACCUUACGGGGAGAAAUAUAAGCAAGGGAGAAUCCCUGAGCUAGUUAGUCGUAACUAUGUGGAUAGUAUUCCAAUGAAGCAAUUCACUGACCCAAAUAACAGAGUGAAUAUGUCGAGAUAUAAUACUUUAAGUGAUGAGACAAAUAGAUUUAUUACUCCUAAUCAAUGUAGAUUAACUCAAACUACUAUGAAAAAUAAGAAAAAGGUUAUUUUAAUGAAGACAGAUCUUCUUUCUACUCAUUUCAAACUUGGCAGCUGUAGAUCCCCUAACUUAUCAGAAAGCCAGUCUAAUUUUUACAAGAAGAAGUCUGAGAGCCAAGAUUUAGCUAGAAUUAGGAACAAAAUCAAGCAUAAAGUGGAAAAAUGUAGUCUAAGGGUGGAAUAACUUGAC
This is a messenger RNA of Moneuplotes crassus, 1631 nucleotides long. Lineage: Eukaryota; Ciliophora; Spirotrichea; Euplotida; Euplotidae. The record is from the annotation of a GenBank genome assembly.